This is a messenger RNA of Selaginella moellendorffii, 1572 nucleotides long. RefSeq names its product serine/threonine-protein kinase H1-like. Gene Ontology annotation, biological process: mitotic DNA damage checkpoint signaling; protein phosphorylation. Gene Ontology annotation, molecular function: ATP binding; protein serine/threonine kinase activity. Gene Ontology annotation, cellular component: nucleus; cytoplasm. Lineage: Eukaryota; Viridiplantae; Streptophyta; Lycopodiopsida; Selaginellales; Selaginellaceae. The coding region runs from base 1 to 1572 and encodes 523 amino acids. The record is from RefSeq and is a predicted model, not a curated record. The transcript has 3 exons.
AUGGCGCUUGGGUUAUGGUCCUUGCCAGAAGUGGACAAAGCAUUACAAGAAAUAGUAAGGCCCGAUGAGCAUCUGUAUUCGGUAAAAGCUGAUAGCUGGCUAUGGUAUUUGCCAGAAGUGGACAAAAAAUUACAAGAAAUACUAAGAGCCGAUGAGCAUCUGUAUUCGGUAGAGGCUGAUAGAUGGCCAUGCUCUUUGCCAGAAGUGGACAAAGAAUUACAAGGAAUAGUAAGAGCCGAUGAGCAUCUGUAUUCGGUAGGGGCUGAUAGAUGGCCAUGGUCUUUGCCAGAAGUGGACAAAGAAUUCGAUGAGCAUCCGUAUUCGGUAGAGGAUCACAAGCUACUUCACAAGCGCGUAGGCGAACUGGCAGCGGUGUUAUCAUUAAAGAGAUCGAUGGACAAGCAAAGCGCGCUGGUGCGGUCCUUGGAGGCAAUGGAGUUUAACAAGACAAGCAUAAAGGACUUGUUCUCAGUGGAAAAGGAGCUGGGUAGGGGAGGCCAAGCAGUAGUCUACCAAAUCAAAAGAAAGAUUGAUGGUCACUUGUUUGCUUGCAAGUCGACUCGAAUCACAGACUAUGAUCUGAAGGAGCCCAUCGACAUUGAUCUCCCACAUGGAGAUCCGGAGGAAGCAGAACUGGAGAUCAGAGCACUCACAAGGCUGUCCAAGAGCAAGGAAAAGAGUGGUGUGGUUCAACUGGUGGACGUUUUCAAGGACAAAGAUUAUUAUCACUUUGUCAUGGAGUUGUGCAGGGGCUCACUGAAAGACGUGUUGAGUGACAAGAAGAGGCUGAGUGAGCAUGAGGCAGCCAUAGUGAUCAAAAAGGUGGCUAGGACUGUGGGCAAGAUACACGACAUGGGCAUAGCUCACAGGGACAUCAAGACUGCCAACAUCCUCCUAGGGUUUGAGGAGAAGUUGUUUGACGCUAUAAAGUUAACUGACUUUGGACUGUCUUGGGUGAGCGAGGGGCCACAAUCAUUUAAAAUGAGAGGCCAGGUCGGGACGGAGGUGUACAAUGCCCCAGAGAUGGUGGCUAACAAGGAGUAUGACGAGAUGGUGGAUGCCUGGGGUGUGGGCAUUGUCUUGUAUGAGAUCUUGUCCGGGGAGUUUAUAUUCCAGGGCGACUGGACAAACAUCAGCGUCGAAGCCAAAGAUCUCAUUCUCCAGUUGCUCCACUUAGACCCAAGAAAGAGGCUGUCAGUCCACGAAGUUGAGAAGCAUCCAUGGGUCGUCAAGCAUUCCGCGCUACAGCCAGAACUGUCCAGUUUGGUGCUGGGUAGCAAGGCCAACUUGGAGACGAAGGAGAUGUUUUUGGAGCGGAGCUUGAAGCGAAGGCGAGGUGAUCAGGAAGAAGCAGAGGAAAUUCCUGUGGCAAAAAAAGUUGUGUUUUGCAAAUCACAUCUAAUCUCAAACAGCACCAGCGCUUACAGGGAUCUCAUAGUGUUGUGGAUGUUUACAGCUUUAUGUUUUGCUUGCGUUGCUCACGGUGCUUGCACAGCAGUGCUAACUAAGCUCAGGCAGUAUCUCACAGUUCUACCGGUGGCAGCCAUAAGGACACUAUGGGUGUUGCAGUAA